Meloidogyne enterolobii is the source of this 2166-nucleotide messenger RNA. The record is from the annotation of a GenBank genome assembly. Lineage: Eukaryota; Metazoa; Nematoda; Chromadorea; Rhabditida; Meloidogynidae.
AUGAGGGCAGCCAAAGAUACAAUUAGACAAGCUCCCCCCGAACAAUUCCAACAGAGAAUUCGCGUUACUAUUUGGUCGGGAAAUCCUUUACAAAAACAGGAGCCUUUAACUUUGGAUGAUGCUCUUUUUGCCAUUGACCGUAUUGACUGGCCAACAAAUGAUGAGCAGAUUCUGGAAAACAAGUUUACUAACAAAAGCUUAACAGAAGCUUUGGGGUACGCUCUCACAGAAACAUUUAAAUUUGGCCGAGGAGAUGAGGCAAGAUCUGCUAUUGUUUUAUUAACUGAUGGAUAUUCUUCUGAAAAAAAUGGAAAUAAUAAAAAAUUACAAAAAGCAUUGGAAAGCCAAACAACUGCAAUUUUUGGAUUAAAUUUUGGAAAUUUAAAAUUUAACGAAAAUAUUCAAAAUCAAAUUUCUAUUAGCAAUACUUUCUCUUCUAAGCCUUCCUUUCUUCGAUUAUUUAAUGCUAGAGGACAAGGACAAAUGGCUAAAUUUGUUGAUGAAUUCCAAAGAAGAAUUAUUCGAUGCCGAGAUGAAAUGAAAAUAAGAAGGGCAGAUUCUGUUUUAAUUAAUAAAAAUAAUUUUGGGGGAAUUAAAAGACAGAGAGAUAUUCGAUUUAGAAAUGAGAAUAAUGAUGGAAAGAUUAGCCCAAUUCAACGUGAUUCCCCUCAACCACUUAACAACAAUUUUGAUUGCAAAUCUGAUUUAAUUUUUGUAAUAGACACUUCACAGAGUGUUGAAGAAGAAUUUAGAGAACAAUUAGAUUUAGUUUUAGAAUUAAUCUCUCGCCUUCCAAACAAAAAUUUCGAAAACGGAAAUAUCCAAAUUGGGGCUGUUUCCUUCCAUCGAAAUUCUUUGUUACAUUUUUCUAUUGGAGAAAUUAAAGAAAAAAAUAAAAUUUUUGAAGCAAUUUCAAACAUUCAACACACUGGGGGAAGUACUUCUGCAGUUAGUGGAAUUAAUUUAGCUUUGGAACUAAUUGAAAAAAAGAGACGAUUUGAUGCUAGACAAAUUAUUGUUUUAGUUUCUGACGGGAAUAGUCAAGAUCCUUGGGGAGAUGUAGUUGCAACAGCCGGUAGAUUACAAGUUUCUGGAAUUGAGGUAUUUGCAGUAACUGUUAGUCAUGACCAUUUCUUUCGUGAAUUAGAAUUGUUAGCAGGCAAUGAAAUGAAAGUUUAUAUAAAUGACCGAACAAAACAAUUCUUUGAAGAUAUUGAAAAAAUUCUGAUUUGUGACAAAAACACUCCUAAAUUAUCAGAAACAAUUACCAAUAAAAAUCAGAAUUUAACAAAAUUAGAAGCAAUUUCUGAUUUUCCUUUUAAAAGAUUAAUUAAUCCAAACACAAUACAACAAUCAGAACAAAAACAAAACUUUCCUACUUCUUUUACUUCUACAAUCUCUCCCUCUUUAAUUAUCUCUCAAACAACAACAACUAUCUCUUCCUCAACAUUCUUCCCAACUUUGUUUAAAAAUUCUGAAACUUCAACAAUUACUAGUCAAUUAAUUAGUAGAACAGCUAGUACUUCUGUUAAUGAUUGUAAUAUUCAGAAUGUUGAUAUUCUUUUUAUUUUAGAUACUUCUACUAGUGUGGAGAAAGAUUUUGUUGCUCAAAAAAAGUUUGCUCUUGAUUUAAUUAGUAUUUUACCUGAACAAGAUUUUAAUAAACGUUUAUCAAUUUCAUUAAUUAUUUUCAAUAAAAAAGCAAUUUUACAAUUUCCUUUUGUUAUUGGAAGAAAACAAAAUGAUAUUCUUAAAGAAAUUGAAAGUAUUGAACAUACGGGAGGGCCUACUUCUUUAGUGGCUGCCUCAGAAACUGCAUUAGAAGAAAUAUCUAGAGGGCAUCGUUCAAAUGCUCGACUUAUUAUUAUAUUAAUAACUGAUGGACAUAGUCAAGAUGAAUGGUCAAAAGUACAAAUAGCCUCACAAAAGCUUAGAAACACAACUAAUGAACUUUAUGCAAUUAGUUUUUCUGAUAAUUUUGCACAAAAUGAAUUACUGGAAUAUAUUAAGAACCCGAAAAGAAUUUAUACAGAUCGUGGAAGUGAUGAACUUUUCUUAAAAGAAGUUGGGCAGUCAGUUGUUGGGUGUCUUGAACGUGAAGGAGAAUCUCCAACUGAAGUAGGCUUUUGGGUUGUUUUUCCUAAAAUUAUUAUAUUCUCAAAUUAA